AUUAGUGAUGGUUUUAUGACAUCCUGGCAGUUUCCCAACUGCCUAGGGGCCAUCGAUGGUAGACAUAUGAGGAUUCAAGCACCCAGAAAUUCAGGAUCGAAUUUCUUUAAUUAUAAACAGUUCUUCAGUAUGGUUAUGAUGGCAACGUGUGAUGCACAGUACAAGUUUACAUGGGUGGAUGUCGGACAGUUUGGACCGCGGGGACAGAAGCAUUAACAAUUCAGCCGUCCUACGGCACACACAUUUUUGGCCAGCCGUCUUACGGCAUACAAGCAUCGUCAAGUAGUCGGAGAGGACACACCUCUCAACAGAAGCAUUCGCAAGUCAGCCGUCUUACGGCAAACACACGUUUUGGACAGCUGCCGUGCGGCACACACAUAUUCUAAGAGCCGUCUUACGGCACGCUUUCGCCGGGCAGAACGCGUCUCGAAAUCGCCCUUGCCGCCUUGCUCAACCGGGAGUGCGCACGUCUCCAACUGCCUUUUCCUGCCUGCUCUAUCGCUUGUUUUCCACCGUUUUGCUUGCUUGCACGAGUUUUGCCACCGCAUGCCGAAAGAGACCCACGGAGCGGCCAAGUUCAAGGGACAGGACGAGGAUUGACGGAAUCACGGGGACGACGGCCGACACGGUGAGUCGCUUCGCUUAAUAUUUCGUUGCAUGCGUUUCUGCUUUCGCGUUAAACAUUUGAUAGUCGUGAGGGGAAAGCGACAACCCCCCUCUGGUCCUUCGAAUAUCGCAAAUCUUGCCUCCGGGGCGAAACUAUCCCCGUACAAUCGCCAAGUGGAAAGUUUGAGUUGUUUCCUUUUUUUUUAGGUUCCAUAAGUGAUGGCGGCGUAUGGGCCAACACUGAUUUUGCUGACGAUUUAGCAUCCGGAAAUGUGUCUUUGCCUGAUCCCAGCCCAAUUCCAGGAAAAGAGAGACCCUUCCCAUAUGUGUUUGUGGGGGAUGAAGCGUUCCCGCUCACAGAGUAUAUGAUGCGACCGUACCCAAGGAAAACACUGACCGAUGAAAAUAGAAUUUUCAAUUACCGUUUGUCCCGAGCACGGCGGGUAAUUGAGAACACUUUCGGAAUUUUGACUGCACGAUGGAAGAUCCUACAUAGACCACUUGCCAUGUCGCCUACCAACUGUGAAAAUAUCUUCAAGGUUCUUCCCUGUCUUCAUAAAUUAAUUAUGAUGGGUGAAAAAGGAAAAAAUUGAAAUGAUAGACAGUA
Temnothorax curvispinosus is the source of this 1213-nucleotide messenger RNA. Its product is annotated as protein ALP1-like. The record is from RefSeq and is a predicted model, not a curated record. The transcript has 2 exons. The coding region runs from base 16 to 216 and encodes 66 amino acids. NCBI's taxonomy places the organism in Eukaryota, Metazoa, Arthropoda, Insecta, Hymenoptera, Formicidae.